AUGGACAGGUCGCUCGCGACCUUAUUGAGGUCUCUACGGACAUCAGAGCAUCCAGACGAUGCCGCCCGAUUGCUGCCAACAGCCACUAGCCUCCUCUCGCGCCUUUCGAAUCCUCUCAAUAUAACGUUGUUGACAUCACAGCUCCUGUCGAACGAUGUGCUCUAUCUGGUGCCAACAGAAGUCGCCCGAUGUCGGCAGAUAUUCAGCGUUUUUUACACAGCAGUGCUGCGCUUGAUUGAAGAUAAACAUAGCCCAGCGCGGGAACAUACGAGGAGCCAACUCACAGUCACGGAAUGGACGAUGGCUGUUGUGCACGGGGCAAACGACAAGUCCCCUCGGUGGAGGCAUACGUUAUUGCUUGGGGCACUGCUCCUGGCUUUCCAGUCGAAGGACUUUGAAGGACUAGCUUCAGGCCUCAGGAACAAACUCGAGGGAGCGCUGGUGGUCGCGUCAAACCUGGCUCUCCAGCAGAAAGACGCUGAGCCUAAUUGCGAACUAGCUGUUGUCUUCGUCUUGAACCAUACCUUCCCAAUCCUCUCCGAUGCCCACCGGGAACAAGUCAGUUACGAUCUGCUGCUGCCGAUAUUGGUCGAUGCGACAUUCUUCUCUCGGGAGGGUCUUGAGCACGGGUAUUGGCUCGGGGUCAUCGACUACGACGUCCGGCCCUCUCCCGAGCAAAAGUUCAACUGGACGUCGAAUUCCACGUCUUUCCGCAAAGUCACUGAGAUCAAAUCAAGAAACCUGGUAUCUGCACUUGGCGCUUUGUCGCGCUUGAUCGCUCACAGCAUUGAGAACGUCCAUGACAGAUCCCUGAUCAUCUACAGCAUAAACAGAGUAGCUGAGUUUUCACGGACUCUUGCCACCUCGUGGAGACAGAACAAGUUGUCCGAAGUCGACACUAGGGAAGAAGCUCAAUGUUUGGACCAGGAAACUAUCAACAAGACCUUCCCUGUUCUCCUACAGGUUCUUAGAGACACCAUGUUCUCCGUGGUCAUCAGUCUCCGAUCUGUGCUAGGAAGGCUCCUCUGCGACAGGGUCUUGGCCUCUGAUUCGAAUUGCCCAGGCAUAGCCAUGCAAUGCCUGCACAUUUUGCGUGAUACAUACUUCAUAGCACAUCGAUUUGGCCUCACCUCAUCCUCUCAGUACGUAUUCGUCAACUUCACAGCCAUCGAUAUUCUGAGUCAAUACACGUUGCAAGCAGAGAAUUUCAUGGAAUCAAUCCGACCAGCUGAUCUUGGUCGGAUUUCUCCUCAUCCCCUCGACAGACUCCAGGAUCUCUUCUUCCUCAACACUGCCGAACAUUUCACCUUGACACUCUCUCCACAAACCAACCGAGAACUUCUCUUUAAUGCCGCAGCACCGUAUGUUGAUCCACAAGGAGAUCCGCGUUUGGGAGAGAUCUAUGAAGCUGCUCACAGUGUUAUGCUGGCCAUCCUUGCUGCUCCCCAGAAUGCAGAGCUUGCGAUGACAAUGGUUCCAUUUUACGUCGAGACACUGCUCCAAAGCUUUCCAAAGCCACUGACGCCGCGUCAGUUCCGAUUAGCGAUUAAAUCUGUUGUUCGUCUUGCAGCGCCACCGUCCGCCAUUGCGGUCUCUAUGCCCCUUACGCAGGCCGUUGUUCUCGAUCUGCUCAGAGAACGGAUGGACCACGCGUCAGAGGAUUUAGUUCCUCCCAACCCAGAUCUUCCCAUAGAGAACAGUCAACCUCUGUCUGAAAAGGCUGUCUUUCUUCUUGCAAUUAUUGAUUGUUUGAGUUUCCUGCCAAUUCCAUUAUUGGAGGAUUGGCUUCCUUUAACUGCAGAACUCUUGCACAAGGUUGGAAAUCCAAGUCAAAGAAAACAAUGUCAACAACGACUUUGGGACACGCUGAGCAAUGGCGAGAUGGAUGUUGAGCGUGCGGCAACUUGCGUUGCUUGGUGGACUUCUAGAGGAGGUCGUGAGCACGUCUUGUUCGGAGAACAGCCGGAAGACCAAGAUUACACCAUGAGUGGUGCGUUGAAGUUCGACAAUAAGCUCUGA
Messenger RNA from Cladophialophora psammophila CBS 110553, 2019 nucleotides. RefSeq lists its product as uncharacterized. Lineage: Eukaryota; Fungi; Ascomycota; Eurotiomycetes; Chaetothyriales; Herpotrichiellaceae. The record is from RefSeq and is a predicted model, not a curated record. The transcript is spliced from 2 exons. The coding region runs from base 1 to 2019 and encodes 672 amino acids.